AUGUCUUUUGGAGUCGAAUUAACACGAACACGCCCAAAACCACAAAGCUGCUGUGACUGCACAUUUCCUCUUUUCUGUUUCCCUGUUUGUUACCAGUGCAAAAAAGUUGUCUACAACUGCAGCCAUCAAACUGAUAUUCGUCGUCGCACAGUUGCACUGAGUGUCAAGUUAACUCGACUUAUGAAUGACUAUCAAACACUUUUAGAAUGUUUUGACCCAACAAAUCCGGAAGGGUUUCAGCCGCUGAAAGACCAAUUUUUAGAAAUGGUUAACACCCUUGUUAAACAAUCUUUUGAGCCCGAAGACACCUCAUUUGAGAGGCAAAAAGCUGUUCAGAGGUCUCAAGAAAUAAAGUCGAAAAUUCUCAAUGAAGUAUUUGAGACGGAACAGGCUUAUAAUGCUGACCUGUUAUUAACUCUCCAAUAUUAUAUUCCUCUUGUUCAAAAGGAACUUAAAAGUGAUGGUGUAGAGUUUGAAACUAUUUUAGAAAAAAUUUUGUAUCUUUCGAAUGAUUUUGUCUAUGUUCUUGAAAAUAAGAAAGAAACGAUAUUAGAAGAGAUUCAAACACUUAUUGGAAGACUCGACAUUUACGCAGACUACUUCGCACUGUACCAUAAAAACUGUAAAAAGCUCGAGGAGAUGAGGAAGAUGGAAAGUUUUUUGAAAUUGAAAAACAACGGGCUGUUUCUCAGAAAACUCGACGUCAUGGACUUUUUGGUCAAACCACUCCAACGACUGACAAAGUACCCACUGUUACUUAAAGAGGCGAAAAAGUAUUUAGUUGCUCCAAAUGAAAUCACGUGGGUGACUAAAGUCGAGACACGGUUGCAAGAGGUCAUCCAAACGCAGAAUGAAAGGCAAAGGAAGUUUGUGUCGAACGAAAUGCUCAAAAACAUUGAACCCAAAUUGAACUGGAAAAAACAUCAAAAAAUUGACUUCACCCAAGCGGACUUACUUUCAGAGAGUGAUGUAAGUGCUUAUGAAAUCUCCAAAAAGGAAAAGAUUCUCGACAAAUUGCUUACAUUCCACGAUCGGAUAUUAUUUGCAAAGAGCGGAGUGUUGGGAAAAUAUGAUGUUAGUGAUAUUGUCUUAUUCACUGAGAUAGAGCUGAACACAAAAAGCACUGUACAGAAGGAGGUUGAACUUAAAAUAAAACGAGAGAAUCCAAAGAAGUACAAUAUCACGUUUAAGUCGCAAAACGAGAAGAGCGUCUGGAUCACUAAAUUCAAAGAAUUUACUGCUAAAAAAGACACUUUUGGAUUGGUCAAAAGCACAACAAGAAGCGAAGUACAAACACUGAAAAAACCAAAAGAAAAAGACGUAUUUUCACUCUUACAUAACUACUCGUCCUCAACAAUGGGUAAACUCACAACGUCUGAAGAAUUUGUACAUGUGUCAAGACAGUCUUUGCUUUAA
Messenger RNA from Entamoeba invadens IP1, 1416 nucleotides. RefSeq lists its product as hypothetical. Lineage: Eukaryota; Evosea; Mastigamoebida; Endamoebidae. The coding region runs from base 1 to 1416 and encodes 471 amino acids. The transcript has a single exon. The record is from RefSeq and is a predicted model, not a curated record. Gene Ontology annotation, molecular function: guanyl-nucleotide exchange factor activity.